ACUUACGAUUCUUGGACUAUGAGAUGCAGAAUUCAAAUGAAUGCAAAAGGAAUUUUGUGGCUGUGUACGACGGAAGCAGUUCUGUGGAGGAUUUGAAAGCUAAGUUCUGUAGCACUGUGGCUAAUGACGUGAUGCUGCGCACAGGUCUUGGGGUGAUCCGCAUGUGGGCGGACGAGGGCAGUCGAAACAGCCGCUUUCAGAUGCUCUUCACGUCCUUUCAAGAACCUCCUUGUGAAGGCAAUACUUUCUUCUGCCAUAGUAACAUGUGUAUUAACAAUACGUUGGUCUGCAAUGGACUCCAGAACUGUGUGUAUCCUUGGGAUGAAAAUCAUUGUAAAGAAAAGAGGAAAACCAGCCUGCUGGACCAGCUGACCAACACCAGUGGGACUGUCAUUGGCGUGACUUCCUGCAUUGUGAUCAUCCUUAUUAUCAUUUCUGUCAUUGUACAGAUCAAACAGCCUCGUAAAAAAUAUGUCCAAAGGAAAUCAGACUUUGAUCAGACAGUGUUCCAGGAGGUGUUCGAACCUCCUCAUUACGAGUUAUGCACUCUCAGAGGGACAGGAGCUACAGCUGACUUUGCAGAUGUGGCAGAUGACUUUGAAAAUUUCCAUAAACUGCGGAGGUCAUCUUCCAAAUGCAUUCACGACCAUCACUGUGGAUCACAACUGUCCAGCACUAAAGGCAGCCGCAGUAACCUCAGCACAAGAGAUGCUUCUAUCUUGACGGAAAUGCCCGCACCACCCGUCAAACCCCUCAUCCCACCCGUGAACAGAAGAAAUAUCCUUGUCAUGAAACACAGCUACUCGCAAGAUGCUGCAGAUGCCUGUGACAUUGAUGAAAUCGAGGAGGUGCCAACCACAAGUCACAGGCUGUCCAGACACGAUAAAGCCGUCCAGCGGUUCUGCCUCAUUGGGUCUCUAAGCAAACAUGAAUCUGAAUACAACACAACUAGGGUCUAAAAAGAAAAUUCAAGACUGCUUGAGAAUAGUGCGUUCCUGAGUGAUUUUGAACAUGCUACACUGAAAAGUGGAAAUGUGGAUCAUGGAAACAUCAGCUAGAGGUUUUAUGGACUAUGAACACCUAUUGUUUUAUUAUGAUUAAAUGCAGCAAAAAGUAACAAGUAAAAUUAUCAGAUGGCAAUAAGAAAAAUCUCAGUUUUUGGUCUUUCCUAUGUACCCCCAAUUUCCUCUUAGUUUUAUAUCAAAGGAAGAUACCCAGUUUCAGAAAUAGUUUUUGAAAUCAGGUAUUUUACUGUUCAUACCCUACAAUAGAAAUGUUUUGAUUAAGCACUUAGACAUAUGACUGAAUUGACAGUGUGAGAAAAUACCCUGCAUGUCAGUACCGGAUAUUUGAGUUGGGAAAAUAUCCUUUUUAUUAAACACAUUGUAAAAAGCAUGCAUUCUUCAAAACUGCUGUUACUCUUCCAUUUCUUUAUGUCAUAUGCUUGCUACUUGUAACUUUUUAUAUAAAGAUAUAUAAAAUGUAUAAUAAUUUCCUAA
Messenger RNA from Galeopterus variegatus (Sunda flying lemur), 1499 nucleotides. Its product is annotated as neuropilin and tolloid-like protein 1. The record is from RefSeq and is a predicted model, not a curated record. Gene Ontology annotation, molecular function: protein binding. The transcript has 5 exons. Bases 24 to 959 code for a protein of 311 amino acids. Lineage: Eukaryota; Metazoa; Chordata; Mammalia; Dermoptera; Cynocephalidae.